AAGCUCCACCGGUCAUUGCGGACGAUCUUAGCCGUCCACUCAAAGACGUCGCCGGGCCACCGUGCUGCGCUCCAGUCCCCGCCCCUGCUGCCCGGCUACUUAAAGCGGGGACGGGGUUCGCGGGAGGAGACGGCGACGACCCAAGACGGGCUGGGGAAAGCAGGGCAGGAAGGCGCCCCCCGGUGGCAAGACGAAACCCAGCAGGCCGUCCCUCCGUCGAGUCGCGAUGGCCAGAGGCAGACCGGCCAAAGGCCGGCGCCUGCGGGUGGGCGGCGUGGCUCUCCUCAUCCUCUUCUCCGCCCUCUCCGUCUCGCCUUCGCCCGUCGAGAGGAGGAACGGGCCCGUCCGGCUCAGGGAGAACCUGUGGGCCACAGGGCAUUUUAUGGGGAAGAAGAGUCCCCUGAGUCCCAUCCCUCUCCAUUCAUCAUCCUUGGAAAGAGCAGAGCUCAACCAUACCCCCGGAGCCUUCAGUCCAUCGGUCACGAGCAUCAUAGACAGCAUGAAGGACCUACUGAUCAGAGAACUUCUCGAAAUCCUUUUGCAACAGAAGCUUCUGGAGGAAAACCAAGGCAAACAGGAUCCCGAAGAACCAGUAAGAUUCUUCCAGUUUCCUCUUGGAAGGGAUGUGCAAUUGCCAGGCUUCCACAGAGCUUGUCACGAUGCCCACCCUUACUUUCUCUGCCUCCAUGCCUCUUUCUUCGAUGCGUGUUUCUCUUAGAACCCCACCCGGGUCCUUUCUCAGGGAGCUGAUUGAUUGACAUGCAAAAUGCUGGAGGGCUGGUACUUGAUCGGCUACCUCCAGUUGGGUCCUUAUUGCUGCAACAUCUAGACUAGUUUUUGCAUUUUUUCUUUCUUUCUUUCUUCUUUCUUUCUUUCUUUCUUUCUUUCUUUCUUUCUUUCUUUUCUUUCUCCUCCUUCUCCUCCUCCUCCUCCCCUGCCUUCUUCCCCUCCCCCAACUGUUCAUAAGCAAAGAAUUGCCCAACUAUGAUUUUCUGCAAACCACACAGAUGCACUGGCCCAUCCCUAAAAAUAAAGUGGAGUUUCUAGUCCCCAUGAUCCUGAAUGAAAUACUGAAUGAAAUAUCGGUUCUUUAGAUAAGAACCAUCCCUCCCAUUUUUUUUUUCAGGCAACAAUUUUACUCCUCCUUUCUAGAGAUGGGAAUUGAACCGGGGAGCUUUCUGCAAAGCAAAACAUAAGCCAUGUUUUUCUUUUCUGUUUUAGUCCUAGGUGACAUCUCUUCAUGCUCUUAAAAUGGUAGCUCACCGACUGCUUUAUCUCACAUUGAUCCACUGCCAUAGAUUUCUUUCUUGGUUUGCUGCUAUCGUCCUGCAGGAUCAACCACGGAGGCUGGAUCUGCGUGUUGUACAAAACCCUCCUGGGAUUUCUUUGACCUGAAGGGAUCCUAGUUUGGAGGAAGCCAGAAACAGCCAAGUGGGAAAGUCCACUUCGGUUUCCUCCAACUGGAUGCCUCUUUAGGUCCACCAGAGGCGAUUGAUA
Crotalus tigris (Tiger rattlesnake) is the source of this 1497-nucleotide messenger RNA. It is a transcript of the gene NMB, whose product is annotated as neuromedin B. Gene Ontology annotation, biological process: neuropeptide signaling pathway. The transcript is spliced from 2 exons. Lineage: Eukaryota; Metazoa; Chordata; Lepidosauria; Squamata; Viperidae. The record is from RefSeq and is a predicted model, not a curated record. The coding region runs from base 227 to 718 and encodes 163 amino acids.